ACUGUUCUUCAUUAAUUUUGGUGUUCACAUGUUUUUAGCAGCACACUCUAGUGAUACUGCUAGACAGCCAUUCCCUGGAUAUUUUCACUGGCAUUAAGAUACAGUUGCUAGUGAAUACCUAAUGUGUCCGAACUCAUGUCAACAACAAAUCACAAAAGGGCGUACUUUUGCAGGGAACAGUGUUACCACUUGCUGCGUGGAAUAUUCACGGCCGUACUGGAUAAUUUCUAAAUCUGAGAAUUUAAUCGGGUUUUUACGUUUGGAACCAACAGGAGAAGACGGUUUUGUUAUAGUUCCUGGUGGCGCUACUGACACAUUGUUCUAUAAGAUUUUCUACCAGCAGGGCAAUUUAGAAGUUAUUCCAAGCAGUCUUUGUGAAUUUAGAAAAAUAGUGGAUAUAAAUUUUUCUCAAAACCAGGUUGAAAAUAUCCCUGACAUCGAAUGUUUGCACAUUCUAGACACAUUAAACCUGUCUUUUAAUAGAAUUGAAAGAUUGAAUAAUACAACGUUCAGAGUGUUAAAAUAUUUGAGAGUUUUGGAUUUAUCUGACAAUAAGAUACAAUAUAUAGAGCCAAAUACGUUUAACUACCGUCCAGGUUCUCUUAUGAAGAUUUCUUUAUGUCGAAAUUUUCUGAAAAGCAUUGAUUUUACAAACUUAAUUCUCGAUUAUUCGUUUGAUUUUAUACAAUUGAGCAGCAAUCACAUUUCGGAGUUUACAAAUGAAUUAUAUUUUAAAUUCAAUCUUUCAAAAAGUGGGGGAAAUAUAUAUUUAGUCUCUAACCAAAUUUCUGAAUCUCCAAAGUUUUCAAAAUUAGGCCUUACCCUUCCAACUUUAUUUAGUAUUGCCUUCAGAUAUCCUGUAAAUAUCAUUGACAAUCCUAUAAAUUGUAAUUGCAAGGUAGAACCUUUCUUAGAACAGUUUAAAUUGGCUAGCAAAAACUUUGUUGAAAUGCAGAACCAUACUUGCGGACAUCCACCGUUUCUUCGUGGUAGACGGAUUUUUAAUAUUAGUGCAGACCUUUUCAUAUGUAAUAUCUCAAUGAAAGACAAAUGCCCUUUUAACUGCAGUUGUUUCGAACAGCCAUCGAGGUCUAGAGUUGUGGUUAAUUGUACAAUGAGGGUAAAAUAUCGAUUGCCGAGUGAAUUUCCGCAACAAAAUGGCUUAUAUAUUGAUUUAAGCCAUAAUUUGAUAACAGUUUUCGUAUACCGUACUUAUUUAGAUAGAACGUCUUCAAUAGAUUUGUCGUAUAACCGAAUACAAAGAGUAGACCCGUUCAUUUAUGGAAUCCCGAAAAUUAACAAUAUCAAUCUCAAGCACAAUACUAUAUCGCAUAUUCAUAAAAAUGUACAGCUAUUUAAAAAUGAACGAACGGUUCUGUUCGGAAAUAUAACGAUCACGUAUUCCUGUGAGAUGAAGUGGAUUCAAGUUUGGCUGGAAAAUCAGAACAGAAGACGUAGAGGUAAUAACUUUAUUACAUGUCGUUUUCCCAAUAAAGAUAUUGAGGCGAUUUCUAUCUCUCAAUUUUGUACCGUGGAAAAACCGGGGUCAACUGUGCAAUAUGCAUUGCUCAUUUUUUUGUUAAUCGUAUUUAUAUCACUUGUUCUUUACUUGACAAUGAAGUACGAAAUAUAUUUACUUUUAAGGAUUUUCAAAAUUCAGUGCAUUAGCAGUUUCAAUAAUUACGUCAGUCCGCAACCGACCAGAUUUGACGUGUACUUGUCAUUCAAUACAGAAAAUUACAAUAUAAUGAAAUGGGUAAAUACAGUUGUAGUUUACAAUCUAGCAAAAAUGGAUUAAAAGUUUGUCUGCCUCCUAGAGAUUUUACCCCAGGGUGUGCAAGUCCAACAGAUUUUGACUGAAAUUGCAAACUCAAAUUCGUAUUUAGUCAUCUUAAGCAUCGACUACUUGAAAUCACAAUUUCAAAAGACUGAAUGGAAUCAAAUUUGGGCUCAUUACAAGUCAAACAAGUGUCGACGAAUUGCUGUAGUUAAUUAUGAUAUUUUGGAUAGUAGUCAUAUCAAAGAUAGGAGAUUAAAAGCCUUUUUAAGACUUGGACAUACCUUCGACUUUUGUAAUUUCGACAACAAAUUGCUGGAUAACCUUGAAAUAACACUACGAACCACGAACGUAUAAAUUACAACUUAUAAGUAUAUCUUAUUAAUAUAACAUCAUCGUUGUUAAACAUUUAAAAUGCUAUAUGAUUAAGGUAUGUUCAAUUCAAUAAAAGGUAAUUUUUGAGUUGUUACACUCAUGGCGUAAAACAGCCUUAACUCGACAUGAGCUAAUGACCCCGAUUAUCAGUUUCUUUUAAUUGAAUAGCCAGUUUCAGCCAUAUAUUAUUUGAAAUAUACUUGUAUACAUAUGCAAAUAUAAGAAAUUAUAAAUCAUUACAUUUUUU
Messenger RNA from Mytilus californianus (California mussel), 2399 nucleotides. Its product is annotated as slit homolog 3 protein-like. The coding region runs from base 122 to 1798 and encodes 558 amino acids. The transcript has a single exon. Gene Ontology annotation, cellular component: extracellular matrix. The record is from RefSeq and is a predicted model, not a curated record. Gene Ontology annotation, molecular function: protein binding. Lineage: Eukaryota; Metazoa; Mollusca; Bivalvia; Mytilida; Mytilidae.